This is a messenger RNA of Mesoplodon densirostris (Blainville's beaked whale), 2336 nucleotides long. RefSeq names its product EEF1A lysine methyltransferase 1 (gene EEF1AKMT1). Gene Ontology annotation, molecular function: nucleic acid binding; protein-lysine N-methyltransferase activity. The transcript has 5 exons. The record is from RefSeq and is a predicted model, not a curated record. Lineage: Eukaryota; Metazoa; Chordata; Mammalia; Artiodactyla; Ziphiidae. Bases 86 to 730 code for a protein of 214 amino acids. Gene Ontology annotation, biological process: methylation.
GGUGUGCGCACGCGCAGACACAGUCAGCUGUCCGGGCCGGCGAGGGGAGGCGGCGGCGGAGGCGAGUGGGGCGCGUUGGUGUGAAAUGAGCAGCUCUGAAGAUGAGGACCUCCCCCAGCUCUCUUCCCAUGCCCUUGCAGCUCUGCAGGAAUUUUAUGCUGAGCAGAAACAGUACACCGACCUCGGUGGCGAUGACAAGUACAACAUUGGAAUAAUAGAAGAGAACUGGCAGCUGAGCCAGUUUUGGUACACUCCGGAGACCGCCCUGCGCCUCGCAGAGGAAGCCGUGGCAGCUGCUGGGGAAGGUGGCAGAAUAGCGUGUGUGAGUGCCCCCAGCGUUUACCAGAAGCUGAGAGAGCUGCACAGAGAAGACUUUUCUAUCUGCAUCUUCGAAUAUGACCACAGGUUUGCCAUCUAUGGAGAGGAGUUUAUCUUCUAUGAUUACAAUAACCCAGUGGAUUUACCUGAGAAAAUUGCUGCACACAGUUUUGACAUUGUAAUAGCAGAUCCCCCCUAUCUCUCCGAGGAAUGUCUCAGAAAAACGUCGGAAACCAUCAAGUACCUGACCCGGGGCAAGAUUCUGCUGUGCACAGGUGCCGUCAUGGAGGAAGAGGCAGCACAACUUCUUGGAGUGAAGACGAGCGCGUUUAUUCCGAAACACACUCGAACCCUGGGAAACGAAUUCCGCUGUUACGUGAAUUACGAUUCUGGGCUGGACCGUGAACUGUGAACGCAGCUGGUAAUACAAUGUAGUAAAGGACCCAUGUGACAUUUCCCUCUUUUUAUUUUCUUAGUAGAUUGAAAAGCUACAACCUCCCCUCCUGCCUCACAAACUGGGGCUCUCCCCGGCCUAACUUUCAAGAUGAAGAGGACAACAUCUUGUUGUGAUUUCCUUAGUGAGGGCAUCCCUAGAGCUUGGGAUGCUUUUGCCAGCUUGAACCAGUGGAAUUCUAUUUGGAAGAAGUCAUAGAAGCCAUCUUAACGCAGGUAAAGAGCAGAAGUAGUACAGGCGGCUUAGUGAUUGCCCAGGACCUUGGCCUCUGCCGCAUCCCGUGUACGGGUGGCUGUGGACACCUGCACGUGCUUUGACAGCCAUGCGAUUUGGAGUUGUAGCCGAGGACGAGGGUUGUGUCCAGUUCACAGUUGCCUCCCAGGAGCUCAGUGCCCAGAAGAGGGCACAUGCUCAGUAAAUAUUUGUCAGAGAAAAAAUGCAAAUACAAGUUGCCUUUCUAGAUCUUCCAUUGGAAAUGCGUUACCUGUUAACAGCUAACGUUAGUUAAACUGAUGAUUAAUACAGUUUAUGGAACAGCAGUAUUAUCCCCCUGCAAACCGUUUACUCUCCUUCAGUCCACUCCUCUGAUGUUUGCACUAUUUAUGUUUGAGGAGUGGCUAGAAAAUGUUACACAACGGUGGCAAUGCUUGAAAUAAUUACCCAAGGUUUGAAAGGCAAUUUUUCUUUUUAAUACGUGGAUUUUCUUUGUUGACAUUGAUCUGAACCUUCUGUUUUCUGGACAAGAAUGUAUGCUAGAUAUACCACUACUAGGCUUACCUUUUUUCUUCCCCAGAGGUUGAGCACAGAAGUAAAAUUCCCCAAAUGGUAUAGAACUACCCACAGCUAUCAAUUUCAAUUUUGAAUUGUUUAUGAAUUUUGCUCAGCAGUGUUUUCCAUGCACAACCUCUGUCCAUAUUUGGUACAAAUUGAAAGUUCUCUCAGUACCUUCUGUCCAGAUCAAACCAAGGCUGAUUGUAAGUAGGGACAAGAGCACAUAAACAACGAUGCAGAGGCCGACUCUGCAGGUGAUCUUCCUGAACAUUAACCAUAAAAUUAAGAUAAAGUGAAGACCUUCAUUACCACUGUUUCCUCUGAAAAGUUUCCUCUGAAAAUUAGUGGAGCCCAUCAGAGCAGAGUCCAGCGAGAAAUGCACAGCCAGCGUGCCUUUCACCUACAAUUGUUUUAAGGAUUUUAAAGCGAGUUAAGAACUUUACUUUUACAAGUAAUUGUGUUCGGGGACAGACUUAAGCCUAAAGAAAAGGGUAAAGGUUUAGCUCACUUUGCAGUUGCAGACGAGGACUCCACUCCUGAUUUCUGGGAAUUGAAAGUCUGCAAGUGAAAAAAAAAUCUAAUUGUAUAAACCUGCAGCGAUUUAUACAAGUAUGAGAUUCUGGGGUGAGCUGAGCCUCCCGGAGGGAGGGCAGGUCCUAUGCAGCCAUGUCCACUGGUGACCAUCAGCAACAGCGGGAUUCAGGCGGGCUAGAGGGUGAGGGUUCCACCUGCACUUCUAAAAACUCCUGCUGAUGAACUGAAAAACAAUGUUUAUAAAAUGUUUACAUGUCAA